GCUUGCAGCAAAUCACACGACAAGAUAAUCCAUUCCUUUUCUGAUUACUACGAGGUACGUGCUCGUAUAGCCUCGUACUCGUAGCAAGGUCGCAAUCAUGGCGCCGAGGUGGUUAGGUAUGUGGGGUGUUCUGGCAGCGUGCGCUGCGGCCGGCGCCGCAGCGUGGUCACCGGGCACGGCGACCUUCUACGGCGGGGCCGACGGGUCCGGGACGAUGGGCGGCGCGUGCGGGUACGACAACCUGUACAACGCCGGGUACGGCAUCAACAACGCGGCGCUGAGCACGGUGCUGUUCAACGACGGCGCGUCGUGCGGGCAGUGCUACACCAUCACGUGCGACGGCUCACGCCCCGGCGGCCAGUACUGCAAGCCCGGCAACACCGUCACCGUCACGGCCACCAACCUGUGCCCGCCAAACUACGCGCUGCCCAACGGCGGCUGGUGCGGCCCGGGGCGCCCUCACUUCGACAUGUCGCAGCCGGCGUGGGAAAGCAUCGGCGUCGUCCAGGCCGGCAUCGUCCCGGUUCUCUACGAGCAGGUCAAGUGCUCGCGCAGCGGCGGCGUGCGGUUCAGCAUCGCCGGCUCCAACUACUUCCUGCUCGUCAACAUCCAGAACCUCGCCGGCAGCGGCUCCGUGGCAGCCGCCUGGGUGAAGGGCGACAAGACGGGGUGGAUCCAGAUGUCCAGGAACUGGGGCGCCAACUGGCAGGCGCUCGCCGGGCUCGUCGGCCAGGGGCUCAGCUUCGCCGUGACCACCACCGGCGGGCAGUACAUCCAGUUCCUGAACGCAGCGCCGGCGUGGUGGCAGUUCGGCCAGACCUACAACACAUACCAGCAGUUCGUCUACUGAUCCAUCGAUCGACCGAUCAGAGCAGAGUUUUGUAAUAUGUUUCUUGCUUGUGCCUUCUCGUGUUGUCUCUGUCUGCGUGGCGGAGUGCCUACGUGUACGCCCAUCAAAGAUAUCUACUACUGUAAUUAAGUCUUUAACCGA
Setaria italica (foxtail millet) is the source of this 991-nucleotide messenger RNA. Its product is annotated as expansin-A31. The transcript has a single exon. Gene Ontology annotation, biological process: plant-type cell wall organization. Bases 98 to 850 code for a protein of 250 amino acids. The record is from RefSeq and is a predicted model, not a curated record. Lineage: Eukaryota; Viridiplantae; Streptophyta; Magnoliopsida; Poales; Poaceae. Gene Ontology annotation, cellular component: extracellular region.